AAAAAGUCGACGCGGAAACAAAACCAAUACAGCAACUUUUGGCCGUUGUUGUAAUUCGUGUCUGUACGUUAUGGCUCCCAAGUCACUUGCGCAACAGCUCGCGGAGCUGGAGGAUCCUACUCCUAGAGAUUUCGAUCCCGAGGAUCUCGAUCGCGGGGUUCAGUCGAGUGAUGAGGAGGGAGGGAAGGCUGUGGAUGCUGAUGCGGGUCGAGAGCACUAUCAGGCUGUUGGCAAGGGAAAGCUUCGCAAACAGGAUCCCGUCGCCUUGGGGAAACAGUACGCCGGCUCGAAGGUUAGCAGACAGGCGCUCGAGGCCGACAGCGAUGACGAUCCGUUCGCGGCCCGGUCCAGCGAUGAGGAAGACGAGGACGACGAGGACGACGAGGAUGACGAUGAGGAGCUAGGCAGCGACGAGGACGCGGAGGAUAUCUCCGACGACGACGAAAGCGAGGAGGAGACUCCCCAACCCGCCAAGCGUGAAGGAAAGAAAGCCAAGGAGGUCAGCUUUGACGACAUGGAUACCGAUGAGUCGGAUGAGAUGGACGGUUUCGAGGACGAGGACGAGGACGAGGACGACGAAGAGGAGGAUGAGGAUGAUCUCCCAGCUGACGAGGACGAUGAGGAUGAGGACGAGGAUGACGACUCCGACGCCUCCGACGACGAACCCCGCCGCACCGGGAAGACCGACGACCGCGAGGAGCUCCGCAAACUGAUGGCCUCGGACCAGAAGACCAUCGCCGCGACCAUCUCGCAGGCCGCCAAAGCUGACGCCGCCAAGGGGAAGGCCGUGAAGCAGCAGCGCGCCACCUUCGACGCCCUCCUCAACACACGCAUCAAGCUCCAGAAGGGCCUCACCGCCAUCAACCAGCUCUCCCUGGCGGCCCAGCAACACUCAUCCACCCCCGACGAGAAGAACACCUCCGACGAUGCCGCCGACGUCGACGCCGUCCCCGAGCCUCUGGACGGCGAAGCCAUCAAGUCCGCCGAAUCCGCCGCCCUGGCGCUGUGGUCCACGCUCGAGGAUCUGCGCCUCGCUCUGGCGGACGCGCACCACAAGCAGCAGCAGGGGGAUGACGACAGCAAGAAACGCAAGCGCCCGGCGCCCGUCACGCCGGCCACCUCGUCCGCCUCGCUCUGGAAGCGCAUGACGGCCCUCGAGGCCGAGUCGCUGGCGCACCGGCGCGCGGUGCUGGACAAGUGGUCCCAGAAGGUGCGCGGCGCGACCGCGGCGACCACCGCCAACGCCCGGGGCAAGCUGCUAUCGGCCUCGACGGCCUCGCAGACGAUCUCCACCGUGCUGGACGCGCAGGUCGCCACCGAGACGGCGGCCGGGCUUCGCGCCGUGAAGCGCGCCCGCACUGCCCCUGCCGCUAAGUCGACCACCACCACCACCACCAAAGCGGCGGAGCAGCCCGACGAGCCGGCGGAGCCCCUCUACGACGACACCGUCUUCUACCAGACGCUGCUGCGCGAGCUGGUCGAGCAGCGCAUGUCCUCCUCGGACGCCAUCACCAACGGCCUCGACACCCUGCACCUGCAGCUGCCCUCGCGGCUGUCGGCCGUGCACCCGGUCACUGGGAUGCGCAAGGACAAGGUCAAACGCGACGUCGACACCCGCGCCUCCAAGGGCCGUAAGAUGAAGUUCGAGAUCCACGAGAAGCUGCAGAACUUCAUGGCGCCCGAGGACCGCGGGGCGUGGACCCGCCACGCGCGCGAGGAGUUCUUCGCUUCGCUGCUGGGGAACACGGCCAGCGGUAUGCUACGCGAGGAGGACGAGGACGAGGAUGUGGAUGCGGCUGGUGAGGAUAGCGAUGUCGAUCGUGAGGAGGGUGGCUUGAGACUCUUCCGGAACUAGCCUUGUGCUCUAGCAUAGAUACUCGAUUCUUAUUUAGAGGUUGCCAUUCAAAAAAGGAUGUACUGUAUAUAUCGCAUUGGAUUGCAAAUCAACAAAAGCCUCCGUUUCGCCACAACCCG
This is a messenger RNA of Aspergillus japonicus CBS 114.51, 1974 nucleotides long. Its product is annotated as AATF family protein. Lineage: Eukaryota; Fungi; Ascomycota; Eurotiomycetes; Eurotiales; Aspergillaceae. Gene Ontology annotation, cellular component: nucleus; nucleolus. Bases 71 to 1855 code for a protein of 594 amino acids. The transcript is spliced from 3 exons. The record is from RefSeq and is a predicted model, not a curated record. Gene Ontology annotation, biological process: maturation of SSU-rRNA from tricistronic rRNA transcript (SSU-rRNA, 5.8S rRNA, LSU-rRNA).